This is a messenger RNA of Paramuricea clavata, 579 nucleotides long. The record is from the annotation of a GenBank genome assembly. NCBI's taxonomy places the organism in Eukaryota, Metazoa, Cnidaria, Anthozoa, Malacalcyonacea, Plexauridae.
AUGUCUGAAGAAAAAAAUGAAGAAAAGUUGGUCACGAAAGACGACAGCCAUUUUGUUUUUGUGUGUCCAAAGGCUAUUAUUGAAUCAAGUGGGACAACUUGGGCAAGCGAGACUAUCAGACUAAGACAGCGCCAUCCAGAUCUGUUUGACGUUCAGGAGAAUUGCGAAGCCUACAGCACAGAGUUUCGACAAGCAUGUGCGACAAUUGAAAAUGCAUGUUUUCUUUACGAUGACAUGACAGAAACAGAAGAUCUUUCAAGAGCCCAGGCAGAACAUACAUGCAUAUACACUCAGUAUGAAUGUAAACGCCUACAACAUCUUAAAAUAGAAAUCAAACCCUACCUGUCUGAUGAGGAAAUGAUGGAUAUCGAGGCUGAGAAUAAGAUCCUAUUGGGUAAUGUUAAGUCCAAACUUGAAGACCUCACAGAAAAGAUUAACCAGUGCUUGAGCGUGGCUGAUAGAAAAUCAAAGCAGCAAUUCCAAAAUGGAAUAAGAAAUGUAGCAUACUGUUGUCGAGAUACCAUAGCUUUAAUCAAAGACUUGAAAUACCCGUUGUCAAACCAAGAUGGUGCGACUUGA